Molecule: messenger RNA, 755 nt
Organism: Gilbertella persicaria
Lineage: Eukaryota; Fungi; Mucoromycota; Mucoromycetes; Mucorales; Choanephoraceae
Exons: 2
Coding region: 308-514 (68 amino acids)
Source: RefSeq, a predicted model, not a curated record
AAAAAAAAAAAAAAAGAGGCAAAUCACAUUGCUUCUGAGCAAAAAGACGAGCAAAUAUAAGAACUAGUUUUGAACAACUUGUCAGUAGUGUACCAACAUCGGAAAACAUAUAUCGAAGUGAAGCAUUAAUUUUGCAGAAAUGUGUGCAUGUGUGAGUCCAUUGAUACCCUAUUGAUGAAUUGAGAUUAGCUGUGAAUCAUAUUCAUGAUUUAGUGAAUAACAAGAAGCAAUUAAAAGGACAAUUACGAGCAUUACAAUUGACACUGUGUGAAGAGUAAGCACAAUUCAGUUCUCAUUCAAUACUAACAUGUUGGCUAGGCCUGAUGGUGACGUAAGGCAGAAAGCAGUAUGGCAUUAUUUUCUUAGAGUUCGGAAGAGAAAACAAGCCAUUCCUAUGGAUAAAACAGUCUUCCUUGACAAAUACUUUCUUUUUCUUUUACCAUGCACUGCAAUUGUGAACAAUAUGUCCCUUUUUUUUGUGAGUAACGUUGGAUUUGGCAAUGAGGGACUGUGAUACAAAAUAUCCAACCGCUUGGUACAUUGCUUCAAAAAGUUUUGCUAACCAUAAAGAGUAAUUAUAAUGGCAUUUGCGCAAAUAAAUAUACUUUUGAGCUCUCGUAUAUUUUUCUCUUUCUUUUUCUGUACUUGUGAAAUGAUCAUUGUUAGUACGUUGUAUCAAAUAAAUAAUAAAGUUUUAUGGUACAACCUUUCCUACCCUCCUUCUUUCUUUGCAAUUUACACAACAUGGCUGGAUC